AGGAGCCGCUGCCGGGGAAGGUGACCCGGCCAUGGCGCUGCCGAGCCCGGCUGCGCUUGUGACACUGAUGAGAGCCGCAAAGGGCAGGGGGGGAUGGGAGGGUGUCCGCAGGUGCCGGCACCCCCCGGGGAUUUGGCAGGUCCUUCGUUUCUCCUCCGCCUCCCCGGUGAUCGCCGCCAAGGAGCCGUUCCCGGUGGAGCUGAAGGCGGGGAAGAAAUACGCGUGGUGCAGCUGCGGGCACAGCAAGAACCAGCCCUUUUGUGACGGCGCCCACAAGCGAGCGGCCCCGGGGCUCUCCCCGCUGCGCUUCACCCCCGAGGAGGACAGGACUGCCUGGCUCUGUGGGUGCAAACGCACCCGAACCCCCCCCUACUGCGACGGCACCCACAAGGAGGAGGCGGUACAGGGCGCCCAGAGCCCCCCAAAACCCUGACACCCCCCCAGGGACGGAGCCCACGGUAGCUCCGGGUGACCGGGACGUUCAGCCCUUGCGUGGGAGGGAGCGGGAAGGAGAUGCCCGCCUCCCACCCCAAUUAACCUUAAUUGCUGAGCCCUGGGAGCUGCCACCAGCUGCCCAACACCCAGCCUCACCCCACAGCCUCACCCCGCCGCGGGGGCAGCGAUUGUGCCUUCUGCCCUGCCAAGGGUAACGACGGCUCGGCAGGGGCAGGGGCAAGAAAGAAUCCCUCGGAUAAUGGGACUUUCCAGACGGGUUUUGCAUCCCCGGAGCUGCGGGUGCCUGUUGGGGUGUGGGGUGGAGGGACCCGGAGGGAGGGGAUGUGGGAUGGAGGGACCCGGAGGGAGCCAGGCAGCUGCACCGGGGCAGGCACGGGGGGGCAGGACAGUCUGCAGCAUUUAUUACAUGUACAAAGCUGUGUAGUUAUACAAAUGUUGAACCCAUAACGAUAGAUGAAUAUCCGAAUAUAUUACAAGACAUUAAAACGCCGUUACAGGAUGCAGACAUACA
Molecule: messenger RNA, 967 nt
Organism: Apus apus (common swift)
Lineage: Eukaryota; Metazoa; Chordata; Aves; Apodiformes; Apodidae
Gene: CISD3
Product: CDGSH iron sulfur domain 3
Exons: 2
Coding region: 32-433 (133 amino acids)
Cellular component (GO): intracellular membrane-bounded organelle
Molecular function (GO): 2 iron, 2 sulfur cluster binding
Source: RefSeq, a predicted model, not a curated record